Caenorhabditis bovis is the source of this 924-nucleotide messenger RNA. The record is from the annotation of a GenBank genome assembly. NCBI's taxonomy places the organism in Eukaryota, Metazoa, Nematoda, Chromadorea, Rhabditida, Rhabditidae.
AUGUCGUUGAGCCGUUGUCUUCCUUUGGGUCAGAGCACCCGUGCGAUUAUCAUUCCAACCAGAUUGGCGCAUGCUGCUUCUACUCAUGCUGCGGGAGCUACACAAGCCGAUGAGGCUCCAAACUUCUUCCAGAAGAUCGCCCUCCGUUUCAAUGGAAUCCCACUCAAAGGUGAAGCUCAUCCACCAAAAUCGAUGUUCGACGAUUGCAACAAGGAAUGGUCCGCACCAGAGCCACUUCCAGCAAUUCCGAAAGACUUCAAGGAGCAUCCAGAGCGAGACUUGGUCAAUUAUCCGUACCCAGCUCGCCCGAUGUAUCCACCAAAGACCCGAAUGCUCAUGAUGCCCGAUUCGUGGUUCACUCCAUUCAAUAAGGUUACUGGUGUCUCUGGACCAUACCUCUUCUACGGAGGUCUCUUCGCAUUCCUUGUCAACAAGGAAUUGUGGGUGUUCGAGGAGCAAGGACACAUGACUGUUGGAUGGAUUUUGUUCUACCUACUCAUCUCCAGAACAGUUGGAUACAAGAUCGACAACUAUUUGUACGGAGAGUACCAAAACCGAGUCAACUUUUUCAAGGGACUCAUCGCUGAAGAUCUUAAGGACGCCGUUCAGUUCCGCAAGACCUCUGCUGCUGAAACUGAAUCGUUGAACGCCAUUAAGGAAAGCCUUCCAGUUGCUCUCAAGGAAAGCAUGGCUCUCCAACUUGAAGCCACUUACAGAAAGAACGUCCAAUCUGUGGCCACGGAAUUAAAGAGACGCAUCGACUACUUGAAGGAGACCGAAGAGACUAAACAGCGUUUCGAGAAGGAGCAGCUCUUGAAGCUCAUCAACGAUGGAGUGGACAAACAAGUUAACGACAAAUCAUUCAAAGACCAGUAUCUUCAAAACGCUAUCCAGCAGCUGAAGGGAUUGAACGUGCAAAUUUAA